UUAUAGAUAAACCGAUACGACCGGAUAUCCGGUUUGACAAGCUAGCGAUAUGGUUGUGUCGGUAGCAGCCGUAUAAAUCGACAGCAACCAGCCACAAAUGCUGAGAUGAACCGGUUGAAGAGACAUGAACCGGGUAUCGCGAGACUAGCUCGGUUGACAGUGCGUUUAUAAAACAACGCGAGAGUCGGAAAUGCCCGCGAAGCUAUUCUCACGCAUGCUCCGUAGCUCACCAAGACAACGAGAAUGGAUGUAAAUAGUAGCAGCGUUAGCGGGUCACCGAGAAAGAUUUUCAAUACAGCAGCCAGACAAAAGUCUAAAGUGUGGAACGUUUUCGGGUUUUACAAGAAGGACGGAAAACUCGACAAAAACCACGCUAUUUGUAAGCUAUGCAGAGCACCUCUGAAGUACACUGGUAGCACAACAAACCUUGAUCAACAUGCAACGAGAAAACACAGAGAGGAGUAUGGCGAACUUCUCAAGCCCCAUAACAACGAGCAGGAGCAGGCAGCUGCCACACAGAGAGCGACGGGUAACGUUAUCACUAAAUUUUACGGGCAACUCGGCGACAGUUCAUCACGAGCUAAGGAUAUAACGGCAUCAAUAACCCGUUUCAUAGCUAAGGGCUUAUGGCCGUACAAUAUAGUGGAGGGGGAAGGAUUUCAGGAUUUGAUUCAUACGUUAGAGCCCAGAUAUAAGAUUCCGUCCCGGCAGCAUAUCACAAACACAUGCAUGCCAGCGUUGUAUGCCCAAGUGAAGAGCCAAGUUGAAAAAGAAUUGGCACAUGCAGAGCGAGUUGCUAUUACAACCGAUGCCUGGACGUCAUGCUCCACUGAGUCUUAUGUGACCAUCACUGUCCACUACAUCUCUCCAGACUGGAAGUUAAAUGUGCAUGUGUUGCAAACCAGGGCAUUCAAAGGAUCCCACACUGGGAAAAACAUUGGUGCUCUGCUAAAACAGGCAUGUGUUGACUGGAACCUUCUUGAUAAAGAUCCAGCCCUGGUGACAGACAAUGCCACAAACAUGGUAUUAGCUGGAGUGGAAGCAGAGAUGACCCCUCACCUCAUGUGCUUUGCACACACUAUUAAUCUCGCCACACAGAAAGCCUUUAAAGUUGACACAGUAGCAAGGUUGCUGGGGAGAGUGAGGAAAGCCGUUGCCUUUUUUCAUCGUAGUGUGAGGGCAGCAGAAAUCCUUCAAGAGAAACAGAAACAACUAGCCUUGCCUUCCCACAAACUCAUCCAAGAUGUAUCCACGCGGUGGAAUAGCUCCCAUGACAUGCUUGAACGCUUUUUUGAGCAACAUCCUGCGAUUUCUGCAGCACUCAUGUCCAGGGACCUCAGAAAAGGAGAAGAGGUGAAUACUCUCAAGGACAAAGACUUCUGCGACAUUGAAGACAUUGUCAAACUGAUGGCGCCGGUCAAACUUGUGACUACCAGCAUGUCUGAAGACAAGCGACCCACACUCUCAAUGAUUCUUCCUGUAAAAGCAAAGCUUAAAAAGAACUUUGAACCAUCAGAUGAAGACUCAGUGUUAAUCAGAGAGAUGAAGCAGGCGUUCAAGAAUGACUUGGAGAAACGCUACACAGGCCUUGAAGAUCUCUUCCACACUGCAGCAGCUCUGGACCCCCGUUUUAAGUCCCUGCCCUUCCUCAGUAACCAUGAUGCAGAGAGGACAUUCACAAGCAUAUCAGCAGAAGCAGCAUCCCUGCAUCACAAGGUAACGGGGGGUUCAGUUCAGAGAGGUCCAGUGCAGACUGAUCCAUGUCAGAGUGAACCUGCAAAUGGAGAUCCGGACGUCUGCAUUGAUGUACCCCAGACCCAAGAUGAGCAUAAAGAUGAUAAACCUCCUUGUAAAAAGAAGAGAAUGUCAGCCCUGGACCAGCUGUUGGGAGAAGACUUUCAAGUAAGGACGGCAUCUAGAUCUGUGAGGGACCAGGCCAAUGAAGAAGUCAAGAGGUACAGAGAGCGUGAUCCUUUGCCCCUGAAAAAAAACCCACUACAGUGGUGGAAAGAGCAACAGGACUUGCCACUGCUGUCAUCUAUGGCUAAAAUGUAUCUGUGCAUACCGGCCACCAGUGUGGCAUCUGAGAGAGUUUUCAGCACUGCAGGAGGAGCCGUGGAGGGAAAUUCUGAUGCCACCGGGUCGACCACUGGAUACUUCUCCCACCAGCAGCUCAGUUACUGGGCGGCUCACGCCGUGGACCCAUGGGUGGUUGCCACUCUGACCCAUGGUUACAGACUACAGUCCCGAUGGCGGCCCCACAUCUCACACCGGGUCAAGCAGGACAUGGCCGCUUUCUCAGGUUUGCUUAUUGGGGUCAUCACUGGCAGUUCCGGGUACUCCCAUUCGGGCUCUCUCUCUUUCCCCAAGGGUGUUCACUCGGUGCGUGAAGGCAGCCCUCUCUCCUCUGCAGGCCUACGGAGUUUGGGCUUUAAUGUCAACCUGGAGAAGAGCUGCCUGAUCCCUUCCCAGACGAUCACCUUUCUUUGGUGGCUCUGGAUUCACCCUCCAUGA
This is a messenger RNA of Nematolebias whitei (Rio pearlfish), 2514 nucleotides long. RefSeq names its product E3 SUMO-protein ligase ZBED1-like. The transcript has 6 exons. Bases 244 to 2514 code for a protein of 756 amino acids. NCBI's taxonomy places the organism in Eukaryota, Metazoa, Chordata, Actinopteri, Cyprinodontiformes, Rivulidae. The record is from RefSeq and is a predicted model, not a curated record. Gene Ontology annotation, molecular function: protein dimerization activity; DNA binding.